UCCAUCCUGGCGCUUCCAGAUCCUUGCUCCACAACCACUCUGCCCCGGGAGUCCCUACCCUGCGGGUUCAUUGGGCCAAAUAUGUGCAGCAUCUCCUCCAUGUUGACCAAGCCUCUGCAGGGGGUACCUGCGCCCCCUCUGUCUCCCACGGCACCGCCAGGAGGCAAGAAUCGGGAGGCAUUUGAAGCCGAAUACCAACUUGGUCCCCUCCUGGGCAAAGGGGGCUUUGGCACGGUCUUCGCAGGACACCGUAUAGCAGACCAACUCCAGGUGGCCAUCAAAGUGAUCCCCCGGAGUCGUGUACUGAGUUGGAUCCCCUUGACAGAUUCAGCUACAUGCCCACUUGAGGUGGCACUGUUAUGGAAGGUGGGUGCAGGUGGUGGACACCCUGGUGUGAUCCGCCUACUUGACUGGUUUGAAACACCGGAGGGUAUCAUGCUGGUCUUUGAGCGGCCUUUGCCUGCCCAGGAUCUCUUUGACUACAUCACAGAACAGGGCCCACUGGGUGAGGGCCGAAGCCGCUACCUCUUUACGCAGAUAGUGGCUGCUGUUCAGCACUGUCAUGCCUGUGGAGUUGUCCACCGUGAUAUUAAGGAUGAAAACAUCUUAAUGGACCUAUGCCGAGGCUGUGCCAAACUCAUUGAUUUUGGGUCUGGUGCUCUGCUUCAUGAUGCACCCUACACUGACUUUGAUGGGACAAGGGUAUACAGCCCCCCAGAGUGGAUUUCUGAACACCAGUACCAUGCACUCCCGGCCACUGUCUGGUCACUGGGUAUCCUCCUCUAUGAUAUGGUGUGUGGGGACAUUCCAUUUGAGAAGGACCAGGAGAUUCUUGAGGCUGAGCUCCACUUCCCUGACCAUGUGUCAUCAGACUGCCGUGCCCUAAUUCUCCGGUGCCUGGCUCCCAAGCCUUCUGCCCGACCCACACUGGAAGAGAUCCUGCUGGACCCCUGGAUGCAAACAAUAUCUGAGGACACAUCUUUUGGCAACACCAAAGGAGACUCUAGUCCCUUGGCUUGGUCCCUGCUGCCAUAG
Elephantulus edwardii (Cape elephant shrew) is the source of this 1035-nucleotide messenger RNA. It is a transcript of the gene PIM2, whose product is annotated as pim-2 oncogene. Bases 82 to 1035 code for a protein of 317 amino acids. The transcript has 6 exons. Gene Ontology annotation, cellular component: cytoplasm. The record is from RefSeq and is a predicted model, not a curated record. Gene Ontology annotation, molecular function: protein serine/threonine kinase activity; ATP binding. Gene Ontology annotation, biological process: regulation of mitotic cell cycle; negative regulation of apoptotic process; protein autophosphorylation. NCBI's taxonomy places the organism in Eukaryota, Metazoa, Chordata, Mammalia, Macroscelidea, Macroscelididae.